UGUAUGUAACAUCAAAAUGGACUCUGCUUAGUUGACGGUGGUUGACGGUAUUGACGGGCGGAUUGGGCUGGGAGCUAAAACAUCACAAUACCAUACAAUACAAAACACUAAUAAAUAAUAAUAAUAUAUACAUAUAUAAAAUCGGACAUCAUCAUGGGCGGUUAAAAAAGUUAAGCGUUGAUCUUUGUGCCAAAAAGCAUCAUGAUUUCAUCAAACUGCUCAAAAUUAUAUUGUCAAAUGCACAACAAUAACACAAUUGUCGUCCGACUUGAGUGUAAUUCAAACUUGCAGGCGUAUGGAUCAAAUAUUUUUAAAUUACACAGUGGAUCCCAGUAACCUUUUGCUCCAGUAACUGAUACGGGAUCUUUGAUCUUGAUGUUAAUUGAAGUGCCAAUGAAAUAAGUCGAGUAUUAAUACACGUCAGUGUAACAAAUGAAUCAUUCCUUCCAUGGGAUAAUACAGUAAUUUAAAUAUAAUUAUUAUUUUUUUAAUAAAUAAUUAUUUAAAAAUCACCAGUUGCCAAUAGCACAAGUACAAGAAGCACAAUGAGUACAAGUGAAAAUGGUACUGACUCUGAGACUGGAUGGCAGGAGUGUGCCAGCUGGUUAACAAGGUGUGGAGCUCUUAGAGCUGAUCACAAAGCCAACUGGCCGACAGCGACUGCAUUUGACUUAGCAUACACCCUGAGAGACGGUGUACUGCUUUGUAAUUUAUUAAAUUUAAUUGACCCAGGGUGUAUCGACAUUAAGGAUGUCAGCCAAAAACCACAGAUGGCACAAUUUUUGUGUCUAAGAAACAUUAAAUUAUUUUUAACAGUCUGUUCCUCGACCUUUGGUCUAUCAGACUCUGACCUUUUUGAACCCACGGUGUUGUUUGAUUUGUCAAACUUUCAUCAAGUUCUUUGCACACUAUCUGCAUUAUCACACUCGCCGAGAUUUCGUCGUAAAAGCAUUCCAGGAUUUACUAUUGGACGUGAUCAUUCGCAGGAGGAAGCAUACAAAGACCUACAGAGUGCUGGAGUUGGUCGUGAGACUGAGGGUCGCAGGCGAAGAUCGCGGAGACGAGAAGGUGACGAGGCAGGCGGGGGAGGAAGAGAUGACAUUGAGGAUCCAGUUGGCCAGGAAGAGGACGGCUACGGGGCCUUUUGUAGUCACGCACAAAGCGAAGAGAUCUACCAUGACCUUUGUAGUCUGCACCUGCCGCCUCCUCCGAGUGCUGCGCAGGGAGGAACUAUUCCAGGCGGAGAAAAAAGAGAUUACGUUAUCCAAGAGCUCGUUGAAACCGAGCGUAAUUAUUCAGAAGUAUUAAGUAGUCUUCUACGACACUUUGCUCGUCCACUAUCAUCAUUACUGCGUCCAAAAGACGCGGCGAUAAUAUUUUUUGGUAUAAAAGAUUUGUCAGAAAUUCAUGCUGGUGUUCAUAGUCAAUUACGUAAAGCACGUAAUGGUGCUUCAAUUGCUCAAGUAUUUCUCGAUUGGCGAGAGAAAUUUCUUAUUUACGGUGACUACUGCGCUAAUCUCACGGUGGCCCAGAAUACCCUGCAAGAGGCCUGUGCCCGCAACGAAUUAGUCAACCAAGAAGUGAUUCGUUGCCAGCAAGAAGCCAACAAUGGAAAAUUCAAACUUCGCGACAUUCUAUCAGUGCCAAUGCAACGGGUGUUGAAGUAUCACUUGUUGUUAGAUAAACUUGUUGAAGAGACUCCACGUGAGCUGGCUGAAGAUUUGCGUCAAUUAGGCAAAGCCAGGGAGGUGAUGGUAGACGUGGCUCAAUAUAUUAAUGAAGUUAAACGUGACUCCGAUACGCUCGAUAUUAUCAAAGACAUUCAAGCGUCAAUUGUUGACUGGGACAUGAGUGAUGGAACCCAACUCAAAGACUUCGGGCGUCUGUUGAGAGACGGAGAGCUCAAAGUUAAAGCACACGGAGAUCAAAGAGUUAAAGCUCGUUACGCCUUUGUAUUUGAACAGGCCGUGUUGCUGUGCAAAGCCGGCCGAGGCGAUCAAUAUUGCUAUCGAGAAACACUUCGACUUGAUGAUUAUCGGUUGGAAGACCACAUAGGGAGGAGAAUUCUCGGACGAGAUUCCCGGUGGUCAUAUCAGUGGCUGUUGGUUCACAAGCAAGCCUACACUGCAUACACACUCUACGCCCGGACGGACGACCAGAAGCAGAUGUGGAUGAAAGCUCUCCAGGACGCUAUGGACAAUGUCAACCCCGCUGCGUGUCGUGUUACCAAUCACAAAUUCCGGUUGAUGACAUUCGAGACUGCAAGAAGUUGUCAGCGCUGUGGAAAAUUCCUCAAAGGCCGAAUUUUCCAAGGAUAUAGUUGCGAUGUAUGUCGUUUGUCAGUCCACAAACAAUGCAUAUCAUAUUCCGGACGUUGUAUGCCGGUACCUCCCACGCCACCACUACCUCCCCCUCUACCGUGUGACCGUGCACUCUCGGUGAAGCUGUGGUUUGUGGGUGAAAUGGGAAGAGACGCGGCUGCACAUAAACUUGAGGCUAGAGAGGAUGGAACGUAUAUGCUACGGGUACGACCUGCUGGGCAGCCUCGAUUAAAACAUGAAACUAAUUACGCCUUGAGUAUCAAAACCGAAGGGGCCGUUAAACAUAUUAGGGUGUUCAAACGUGACGUUGAUGGCACGGAACUUUACUACCUGAGCGAAUCCCGGUUUUUUAAAAGCGUCGUCGAGCUUGUCGAGUACUACGAGCGCGCGUCGUUGUCGGAGAAUUUUGAAAACCUGGACCAGCGACUACUGUGGCCAUUUAGACGCGUAUUGGCCAAAGCGUUGUUUGAUUUCCGUGCAGGAGAACGAAAUCAGCUGACACUGAGACGCGGAUGUCGUGUUGUCGUACUCAGCAAAGAAGGUGACGCAAAAGGCUGGUGGAAGGGUAAAAUAAAUGACCAGGUUGGAUUCUUUCCAAAAGAAUACGUCGAGGAAGAAUAACCUACGGGUAUAAUAAAUAAAUAUAUUAUAAAAUAGAGUUCUUCCAAGUCAACUUGAUUGCACGGCUUCUCAAUUAAUGAAAUAUAAAUAAUUAUUAUUAAUUUUAAAUUAAAUAAAUAAAUAAAUUAGGCAAGCACUCAUCCAAAGAAAUACGCGAUGACAUAAUGUCUUUGUGCAAUCGCAUUUAAUCACUGUUGAAACUAGUCCUUGGACAGACAGUUAACGUUUAAAAAGCGUAGAUUAAAUUUUUUAAAUAUUUUAUUUAGCACAAUUAUCAACGGACAAUUACCACGUGCGCUAUGUCACCCAUUAAAUAUAGUCGGACCUCGUUAUAAGACUCUUCCUCUCAACUUGUUAAAACUUGCUUGGAAUGCUUCCCCCAUCAGUAACUCAAUGAAAAUUUUGCGCCAAAAUCUCGCUAUAAGACUAACGAACUACGACUAAAAUCAAGAUGAAAUGUACAUAUAGAUUGUAGAUUAAGUAAUUUAUUUUCAUAAAGAAAACUUACAAUUUCCUGGUUUCACAUAAUUAAGGAAAAAGAACAACAAAAUACUGUUCAUUCAUAAUUAAACACCUUGCUCAGAAAGUUUCUGCGGUGGAACAUUUUCUGCUGAUUUAACGACUAGUUUUUUGCAAGCCUUGGCUGGAUAAUACUUGCAUGCAAGUUGAUGUAAAUCAACUAUCGUCAUCUGAAUGUAAUUUGACAGAAGAACUUGGCAUCAAUUUGAAGUGAAACUUUAAAUCAAUUUAACGUCAUUAUGACAGUAACAUUUUAAGUAAAAUUGAAUUCAAGUUACAGCCAAUCUAUUGUCAAUUUAACUGCAACUUUUUAACUUGCGGUUAUAGUGGCUAUCAGGGUAGUCUUAUAGCGAGACUUGGAUGCAAACACUGUUAAGCACAAUAGUGGGGGAACGUCAAUUCCUCUAAGAAUUUUUUCCCUACAGCUCCAAGGUAGUCUCAUAACGUGGUCCAGCUGUAAUUGAGUUGUUAAAUAUCCAGAAUUAAAUCCGAAGCAAUGGGCUGUUAAAUUAAUUGUUACUCAUUCUCGCUUGGAAUUGAGACUGCUUGAAAAAAAAUGCUUUUAUGUACUAAAAAAAAAUUAAAUCAAGGCUUUAAUUGCCUAUAUAUAUUUAUCACUAUAUUUACAUAAAAAAAAUACAAAUUGAUUGUUAUUCUUGAAAAAAAAAAAAAUAUAUAUAUAUACACAUAUAUAUCUGAUAUUUUUUAAUGAUAAGACGUAUUGUCCAAUCGUGCCAAUAAAAAAAAUUAAU
Molecule: messenger RNA, 4213 nt
Organism: Microplitis demolitor
Lineage: Eukaryota; Metazoa; Arthropoda; Insecta; Hymenoptera; Braconidae
Gene: Vav
Product: protein vav
Exons: 7
Coding region: 546-2942 (798 amino acids)
Biological process (GO): regulation of GTPase activity; cell migration
Cellular component (GO): cytoplasm
Molecular function (GO): guanyl-nucleotide exchange factor activity; protein binding
Source: RefSeq, a predicted model, not a curated record